Molecule: messenger RNA, 2642 nt
Organism: Vespula pensylvanica (western yellowjacket)
Lineage: Eukaryota; Metazoa; Arthropoda; Insecta; Hymenoptera; Vespidae
Product: UDP-glucosyltransferase 2-like
Exons: 5
Coding region: 320-1900 (526 amino acids)
Molecular function (GO): UDP-glycosyltransferase activity
Source: RefSeq, a predicted model, not a curated record
AUUAUAAGUCAGAAGACACUUGAGUAUAUGUAUCGGUGUGAUUAGAUUCUGAAAUAGGAACUUAUUGCAUGUGGAACGCGCGCGCACUGAAGCACGCAAUGUAUAUAUAGAAAACGUGUUAUUCGAAUGAGUUUGUUAUCGUGAAUAGUGCGAUCGAGCCGUAGUAUACCUACCUGUGGAUAAGAAACUCAAUCGGAAGAGUCGUUUUCUCAAGACUGUGUGGAUCUACUGUGAACUAUUUUAUUCAGACGUUUAUUUUUCUCCGAUUGCAGCAUCAUACCGCGUUUAUUUAAAAGUCAAGAAGAAAAAAGAGAUAAUCAUGAAAUCAUUAAUCGUUACUAUAGUGGCAUGUCUUUUGACUCUCAACGUAGGACUUAGUAGUAGCGCAAAAAUUUUAGUUAUCAUUUCAAUUCCUUCUUAUAGUCAUCAAAUUGCUUACCAGUCUAUCUGGAAAACUUUGAGCUUAUUAGGUCACCAUGUUACCUUGGUAACUAGCGAUCCACUCCCCGAAAAGAAUCUGACCAAUUUGAGACAAAUAGACCUUAGUUAUAAUUAUAAGCACAUACAAAGUAUUAACUUUCUAGAAAUGAAAGGCAAAUACUCGUGGCAGAAUAUCAUGAAAAUGUAUUUCUGUGAAAUAUCAAGUAUUUUAGCCGAAAGUAUUUUUAAUCAUCCUGAUUUCAAGAAGAUCUAUACACCUGAUAGUGGCGAAAAAUUCGAUCUUAUCAUAACCGAAGCUAUUAUAACGCCGGCCAUUUACGCUUUUGCGCACAGAUUCCAAGCUCCUUUGAUAGGUACGUAUUCAUUAGGCUUUUUGCAAAUGUCUCAUUUUGCUUUUGGUAAUCCAUUGUUACCAUCGCAUCCUUCAACCUGGGAUAUUAACGUCACUGGUCCGAAUAUAGCCUUUUGGACAAGAGUAUGGAAUUACAUCUUAACAUGGUGGCACAUACACGUAGAUUGUCAUAACAUAUUCUAUAAACCGCAACAAGAAAUUGCAGAAAAAUAUCUAGAUAAUAUACCUUCUAUCAUAGAAUUACAAAAGAACAUGAGUAUCAUACUUGUUAAUCAGCAAGAAGAAAUUUCAUAUACCAGGCCCAACGUUCCCAAUAUUAUACAUUUUGGUGGUUUACAUAUAAGAAAUAAUUUGAAACCUUUGCCGAAGGCAUUACAAGAAUUCGUAGAUAAUGCAUCGAAUGGUUUCAUUUAUGUUAGCCUUGGAACAAACGUACAUCCAGACAUGUUCCCAGAAAAUUUAAAAAAUAUAUUUUUCAAUACUUUAUCAAAUUUACCGGUAAAGGUUGUGUGGAAAUUUACGGAAGAUUUUCGAAAAAUAUCUGACAAUAUUUAUAUUGCAAAAUGGUUUCCACAACAGGAGAUUUUAGCACAUCCGAACUUGAAGCUGUUCAUUUAUCAAGGUGGACUUCAAAGUACGGAAGAAGCUGUAUAUUCUGGUGUACCUCUUGUUGGAAUACCAGUAUUAGCUGAUCAAGACAUGCAAGUUAAUAAGAUGGUGAGUUUAGGGGUAUGCAAGAAAGUCGAUAUUUUAGAAAUUACGAGAGAAGUUUUAAACGAAGCAAUUAUAGAGGUCUUAAAUAACAAAAGUUAUAAAGAAAAUAUGAUGAAUCUUAAGAAAUGCAUUGAAGAUAAACCACUUUCUAACUUGAAGAAGGUCAUUUGGUGGAUAGAAUAUGUUAUUCGUCACAAAGGUGCGCCUCAUCUGCGUUCUAGUAUUGUGGAUGAACCUUGGUAUCAAAGAUACGACACUGAUGUCAUCGCCUUUUUAUCUAUUGUAUUGUUUAUCAUCGCUCUCCUUAGCUUAUAUAUCGUUUAUAAAAUACUACUAGUUAUUAUAAAAUAUUACAUAACAUCAGUGACAGAUAAAAAGAUGAAAAAAAAUUAAUUAAAUGAACAUAAAUGAAAAAAUAAUAUAUAUAUAUAUAUAUAUAUAUAUAUAUAUAUAUAUACACAUGAAUUUUGAACUUUUUAGAUAAGAUAGCAGGCGGAAUCGGCAAGAAAAUAUAGAAACUGAAAUUAACAUAUAUAAAAGGCUCUAGUGUUAUCUUCAUAUCAUUUAUUUAAUAAUAUUUCAUUUUUAUUUUAAUGAAUUUUAUAAAAAUUCUGUUAUCAUACGCAAGCGCCAAGCGUCGGUUUAUCGAUCGCAUAGAAAUUUCAUGAGACACAACGUAUCGAGAAAAACGGGGCCAUUGCGACUAUGCGAAAAGGACGGUUAUAUUUGGUAAAGCACUGGAAAUUUGUACAAGAAUGUUAUCAUUUACAAACUAUAUUCCAGAAAAAUGAUGAAGUUAUAGAUAAAAUCAUCGGGAAAAUUGACUCAUCGCGUCCAUGAAAAUUUCCAUAGUUACAUAAGAAUAUGUUAAGUGCUAGUUAAUUUGCAAGAAAAGACUAUACAAUUUCCAUCAUUUAACAUAUUGAUAUUACUUAUCGUAAUAUAUGCUACAUGAUGCGUAUAAAUUUCAUGAACUUCAAAAUGUUGAAUUCGAAUUAUUUUUAUAAAUUUAUUUAAUGAUUACAUCGCAUUUAUAUUUUCUUGCAUAUAAAUAACACACAAUAUACAUAAUGAGGAAUGAAUUUUUCUUUUAAUCUACCGAAUAAAGAGAAGAUAAAGAUCAAAGAAAGAGAAA